Spodoptera exigua (beet armyworm) is the source of this 1128-nucleotide messenger RNA. NCBI's taxonomy places the organism in Eukaryota, Metazoa, Arthropoda, Insecta, Lepidoptera, Noctuidae. The record is from the annotation of a GenBank genome assembly.
AGUAAUUGGAACAGAUUAUAGUUAUAAGCAUACGAUUGUUUGGAAAAACGCUAUAGGAUUCUUGGUGAUGCAUAUCCUUGCUCUAUGGGGAGUUGGUCUUCUGUUCGCGGGAUACAUGUCAUGGAAGACCAUAGUAUGGAUCUUCUUCAUCACUUUUCUGGCUUCCGAAGGAAUAACAAUAGGAGCCCACCGUUUUUACACACACAAAUCAUUUAAAGCAACGCCAUUCCUCAAAGCCGUCUUUAUAUUGUGUCAAACUAUUGCUGGACAGAACUCCAUGUUCAUCUGGUGUCGCGAUCAUCGUCUUCACCACCGAUACUCCGACACUGACGGCGACCCUCACAACUCCAAGCGUGGUUUCUUCUUCUGUCACAUUGGCUGGCUCAUGCAUAAGAAGCACCCCUACGUUGUUCAACUUGGCAGAAAGAUUGACAUGAGCGACUUGCAAGCUGAUUGGAUGGUGAUGCUACAAAAGAAGUAUUACUAUCACCUAUACUUCUUCUUAGCCUUCCUAAUACCUGUGUGGGUACCAGUACAUUUCUUCGGUGAAUCCGUAUUAAAUUCCAUCUUGGUUUGCUAUUUCGCUCGCUACAUGCUACAACUGAAUGGAACUUGGCUGGUUAACAGUGCUGCUCACCUUUAUGGAACAAGGCCUUAUGAUGCAAAACUGCAGCCAGUAGAAUCAUGGUUCGUGUCAAUGAUAAGUCUGGGCGAGGGUUGGCACAACUACCACCACACGUUCCCCUGGGAUUAUAAGGCAGCUGAGUUGACCAUGCACUUCAACCAAUCAGCGAGCAUUAUCAGAUUCUUCGAAAGGAUUGGAUUGGCCUACGAUUUGAAAACUGCUUCACCUGAACUAGUAACCAACAGGAUCCUGAGGACAGGAGACGGCAGUCACUUCAAGAUGGGCAAUGAAGAAGCUCGCGCGGCAGUAACAGCCUGGGGUCCACUGCACCCACUCAACCCGACCUACAACACCACACUCAAAGCCCCAGAUGCCAUCCUCAAACCCGAAGGACUACCACUCUACCACGAAAAGGAUACUCUCAACCUUACUGUUAUACAGAAGAACUCGAGACGUGGUUGAUCAUCGUCAAGUAUCAACUUGUGUCAUACUAUUCCUACUCG